AAUCAAAACCACAACUCUCACUUACUUUGACCACUGCCUUCCCAUCACCACCACAAAUCUUUCUUUCUUUCUCUGUCUAUCUAAUGCUCACAUGGCUACCCCACUCCCCUGAUCUUUUGAGAGAGAAACCUGCAAACAGAGAGAGUUAAGCAGCCCCUUCUCUUUCUUUUUCUCUUUCCCUUCUCUUUGAUGUCAAGAUAGAAAAAAGAGAGAAAAAAAAAAAAAAGAAUUAGAGUCUGUCUCUUUUCUCUCAUUGAAACAAAACCCUAAUUCAACUUCAACCCCAUAUGAGGCAAAAAAACAAAAGCAAACAAAGAAAUCCAAAGACUUAAACUUCCAUUUGUAUCUCCUCUCUCUUUCUCUCUCUCUCUCUCUCUCUCUCUCUCUCUCUCUCUCCUGCUGCAAACCAUCAAUUUCAUGAUCCGCGGGCUGUUUAUUCUCUUCUUUAUACAUACCCUUUUGCCCAAAGACAAAGUUAGCAAGCCUAACGCUGUCUUCUUUGCAGAUCAGAGCUUCUUUAAAGACGACAACUUUGGUGGAAGUAUGUCGUCAAGUGGUGGAGAUGAUGAGUAUGAUUCACGCGCCGAGUCUUCAAUCUCAGCUUUCUUGAACCACAGCAACAAUAACAACCCAUUAACCCAUGUUGGUCCCAUGCCUAAUCCGCCACCGCCACCGCCAGACCACCACCACCAUCAGCACCAAACCCACCACUCCAUGUUUGACCCUUUAUCAAACUACUUUGAUCCUUUGUCAUCAUCAAGACCACCCCCACCUCUCACACACCCAAAUUCGCUUCUCAAUCUUGAUAUGGUUUGGUCUAAGAACUUGAGAUCUGACACAAAUUGCACUGAUCUUGGCGGUUUCAUAGCCACUUCUUCCUCACCAACCCAACAAUUUUUCACCAACCAAACUCAAACUGGACCCACUUAUAAUCCUUCUAUUCAGAUCCCUCCAGUACAAGAAACCACUGCUCCUUCAAGAGGACCGGGCUCAGCUUCAGCUUCAGGUUCAAAUGGUCAUCAGACCAACAACACCACCACCACCAAUAUAGUUCGCAAUCCAAAGAAAAGGUCAAGAGCUUCAAGGCGUGCACCAACAACUGUUCUGACUACAGACACCACCAAUUUCCGAGCCAUGGUUCAGGAGUUUACUGGUAUCCCUGCACCACCCUUCACUUCUUCACCUUUUCCAAGAAGCAGGCUUGACCUGUUUGGCACUGCUGCUGCUUCUUCUUUGAGAUCAGUAGUUUCCCAUCUAGAACCUUCACAUCCUUCGUAUCUUUUGAGACCUUUUGCUCAAAAAAUCCAACCUCCAUUUCUCUCUUCUUCUUCUUCUUCUUCUAUGAUCGACGCUAUAGCUUCCAGUACUACUACUUCUACUAACAUCAACAGUAAUGCUACUACUAAUACAACUACCAAUACUACUUCCAAUUCUGAUUUGAGCCUUUUAAAGUAUCCACAAAAUCUACUCAAUAUCAACAUGCACAACAGCCCAAUGCUCAAUUUCCAUUCUCUUUUUCAACCAUCUCCUAAGUACUCACUUCCUAAUUCUUCCAUACUUGCCACCAAACCACAAGAGGGGUCGUUAGACACUCCAUCUAAUGAUCCCCAUCUCAAAAUGGGUGUUUUGGAAGAGUUCGGUUUGAGCCAUGGCCAUGUCAGUACCAACCUUACAGGUCUGCAUAAUCUCGUAUCAUCAUCAGACACAACAUUGCGAAGAAGUGAUCACAACAGCAGCAGCAGCAGCAACAACAACAACAACAAUAGUGGCAACUGGGGAGAUAGAAGAGUAGGGUCAAAUGAAGGUGACCAUCUCUUGAGGUCUAUCAAUGGCAACUACAAUAAUAACAACAGUAGUAGUAACACGCAAAGAGUUGUUGCUAAUAAUGGGAAAGUAAACUACUCGGCUUCUUCAUCAGAUUUUAAUCAUGGUGAUAAAGGGCCUGAGACCAAUGUGGUGGUGGCUAAUACAAGAAGUGAAGGUAUGGUGGAAUCAUGGAUUUGUUCUUCAGAUUAGGAAAAUAUAAAAAUUAUAAUCAUCUAUAUAAACCAUCAUAGAGGAGAAUAAUGCAGAAAAAAAAAAAUGAUGGUGAGUAUCUUUGAUGCAUGAAAGAGAAGAAUAUUUUUUCUGUCUCUCCCAUCUUAACCAUGAUAUUUCAACAUAAUUAGAACAUUGUUCUUUUUCUUUUUCUCUUUCUUUUUUUAUUUUCUAUUCUUAAUUAUAUAUGUAAAUAAUAUCCUCUUCUUCACUUUCUCCA
Molecule: messenger RNA, 2257 nt
Organism: Ricinus communis (castor bean)
Lineage: Eukaryota; Viridiplantae; Streptophyta; Magnoliopsida; Malpighiales; Euphorbiaceae
Product: type-2 histone deacetylase 1
Source: RefSeq, a predicted model, not a curated record